Molecule: messenger RNA, 824 nt
Organism: Cuscuta europaea
Lineage: Eukaryota; Viridiplantae; Streptophyta; Magnoliopsida; Solanales; Convolvulaceae
Source: the annotation of a GenBank genome assembly
CUGUGCAUACGGGCCGGGGUGAUGGGUGCGAUUGUGCGAAUGAUUGCUUAGUCGCAGAAACUCCAUCAGCCCAUAUUGUUGAAUCUUUAUAGCAAUUCUUUAGCCGCAGACCUUCCUUUGUCCUUACCCGCCGCCGACGACUCAUUACAGGUUCAAUCCCCUCCAUCUUUAAUCUCUGGUUAUGUAUUUUGCGAAUGAUUUGUUGAACAUGCUCGCAGGUAGAGUCAAGAUGAGCAAAGGGAUGGGCGUUGUCAAGGGAGGGAAGAAGAAGGGAGCAGCUUUCGUGAUCGACUGCUCCAAGCCAGUCGAAGACAAGAUCAUGGACAUUGCCUCACUGGAGAAGUUCCUCCAGGAGCGCAUCAAGGUUGGCGGAAAGGCCGGAGCUCUCGGCGACUCCGUCACCGUCACUCGCGAGAAGACCAAGAUCACCGUCACAUGCGAUUCCAAUUUUUCCAAGAGGUAUUUGAAAUAUUUGACAAAGAAGUACCUAAAGAAGAACAAUGUGCGUGACUGGCUCCGUGUAAUUUCUUCAAACAAGGAUAAAAAUGUCUAUGAGCUGAGGUACUUCAACAUUGCUGAGAAUGAAGCUGAGGAUGAAGAUUAAGUGCGUUAAUAAUCUUUACCUUCUUCCUUACCUUAUGGAUUUUGAACCUUGUAGUUUUGGACGCCUUGAUUUUGUUAUUAUUGUAGUACUUGUAUUUGAACAUCUUUCAUAGUUUCACAAUUACCCAUUUGUGUUUUAACAGGUUUCACUUGGACGCAAUGUUUUAUAUAUGUCUAAUAUUAAUUAACCGAUAAUUCUAUUACGGAGUUCUUUUUUUUUA